CCUGCCCCGGCUGGGAGGAAACAGCCAUUCCGAACAGCGCAGCCGUUGCUAACGAUGCGAUGUCCCGUCUUACGGAUGAAUCUUGGGUUUAGGGGCUUCAUGGGUGCCGCGGUCACCAAAAACAAGGAAACUGGAGCCAUGGGUUUCCUCUUCAGCCUCGGAUGAGCCGAAAUAAGCUGGACCCACACGAGCCCAGCGAGCUGCCCCGGCCUGCAGGGGGCGCUCCCCUGUCCCCGACACCCUCUCCAGUCAUGGCGGGCUUCAAGCGGGGAUACGACGGCAAAAUCGCCGGCCUGUACGACCUGGACAAGACGCUGGGGCGGGGCCACUUCGCCGUGGUCAAGCUGGCGCGGCACGUUUUCACCGGGGAGAAGGUGGCGGUGAAGGUCAUCGACAAGACCAAGCUGGACACAGUGGCGACGGGCCACCUCUUCCAGGAGGUGCGCUGCAUGAAGCUGGUGCAGCACCCCAACAUCGUGCGCCUGUAUGAAGUGAUAGACACUCAGACGAAGCUGUACCUGAUCUUGGAGCUGGGAGACGGGGGUGAUAUGUUCGACUACAUCAUGAAACAUGAGGAGGGGCUGAACGAGGAGCUGGCCAAGAAGUACUUUGCCCAGAUCGUCCACGCCAUCUCUUACUGCCACCGACUGCACGUGGUGCACAGGGACCUGAAGCCUGAGAACGUGGUGUUCUUCGAGAAACAAGGACUGGUGAAGCUCACCGACUUUGGCUUCAGCAACAAGUUUCAGCCAGGGAAGAAGCUGACCACCAGCUGCGGCUCUCUGGCAUACUCGGCUCCGGAAAUCCUCCUUGGCGACGAGUACGACGCUCCAGCCGUAGACAUCUGGAGCCUCGGCGUGAUCCUGUUCAUGUUGGUUUGCGGCCAGCCGCCUUUCCAGGAAGCAAACGACAGCGAGACUCUCACCAUGAUCAUGGACUGUAAAUACACUGUACCUGCCCACGUCUCCAGCGCCUGCAGAGAUCUGAUAGACCGCAUGCUGCAGAGGGACCCCAAGCGCCGAGCCUCACUGGAGGAGAUUGAGAGCCACACCUGGCUGCAGGGGGUGGACCCCUCACCGGCCACCAAGUACAGCACUCCUCUGGUCUCCCACAAGAACUUGUCAGAGGAGGAGCACAACAGCAUCAUCCAGCGCAUGGUGCUGGGAGACAUCGCUGACCGGGAGGCUAUAGUGGAAGCCCUGGAGACCAACAAAUACAACCACAUCACAGCAACAUACUACCUGUUAGCAGAGCGGAUCCUGAGGGAGAAGCAGGAGAAGGAGGUCCAGACCCGCUCCUCCAGCCCCAGCAGCAUCAAGGCACACUUCAGGCAGUCCUGGCCGACCAGAAUGGACAUGCAUCAGGACAUAGAGGACUCUCUGGCUUCCUCGUCCAUCUCUCACGCCGGGGGCCCCCAGUCCCCGGCCCGCAGCGCAGAGAGCCUGCUGAACGGACACCGCUCCAAAGGCUUGAUGGACCUGGGCCGGCGGGAGGAGGCCACGGUCACCGACUCAGCUCAGGGAGCCUGUGCAGCAGCACCUUCUGGCCCUGCUGCUGGGACCUUCAGAGCUGCAGGUCCCUCCACAUCAGCAGCCAAGCAGAGGAUCUGUCUGUUCAGGGUGGAGGAAGAUGAAGAGGAGGAGGAAGAGCAGGACCCGUCGCCCCUGCCGACCCAGGUGAUCCUGCGGCGGAAACCCCCCUCCAUCACCAACCGCCUGACCUCCAGGAAGAGCGCCCCGGUGCUCAACCAGAUCUUUGAGGAGGAGGGCGAGUCGGACGACGACUUUGAGAUGGACGAGGGUCUGCCGCCCAAACUCAGCCGGCUCAAGAUGAACAUCGCCGGCGGGGUGGGCGGUGUGGGCUCCGGGGCCACCUCGGCCGCAUCCCCCGGCCCCACGCAAAAACGCUACCACAGGCGCAAGAGCCAGGGCCGGGGGUCGUCCUGCUCCAGCUCGGAGACCAGCGACGACGACUCAGAGAGCCACAGGAGGCGCCUGGACAAGGACUCGGGUUUCACCUACAGCUGGAACCGGAGGGACAGCAGCGAGGGGCCCCCCGGCAGCGAAGGGGGUACAGGGGGGGGCAGCAGCUCCGGCCAGGGGAAGCCCCCCUCGGAGGGUGGCGGCUCCUCUGGCCCCGACAGAGGCAGCCCCCCUGGUAACGGGGAGAGGGAAGGUGGCAGCGGUGGAGGGGGUGGCGGUGGGGCCGGAGGGGGCCACCAGGGACAGGACCGACCCUCCAGCUGCUGCAGCAGCUCCACCAAGCCGGCCCUCAGCAUGGCGAGCCGGCCCUCCCGCACAGCGAGCCGCGGCGCCGAGCUGGUGGAGAGUCUGAAGCUGAUGAGCCUCUGCCUCAGCUCGCAGCUGCAGCUGCAGCAGCGCAGCGGGCGGGGGGGCCGAGCAGGGGGCGGGACCAAGGUCAUCCUGGACCCCCGGGGCGUCAAGGAGAAACCGACGUGGAGGAUCUGCAUCGGCUCCACCGACAGCCUGGACUCCAUCGGCCUCCCCGCCGCCGGCCUGCCCCGCUCCCACGCCGUGCUGCACCUCCGCCAGAAGGGGGCGCCGCCCGGCAGCAGGGACGCUCACAGCAACAUGAACGGCCUGAAAAACGGCGUGCUGCAACUACCUCUGUGUGAGAAGAGCAUCUCUGUUAACAUCCAGCGUGGCUCCAGAGACGCUCUGCUGUGUACUUCAGCUCCAGCCAGCUGCUGCCAGGUCAUCUGAGGCCCCGCCCCCUCACCCGCUCCACCCAGCUCCUCUGUUUUAAACGCCUGUUUUUACCCCCUUGCUUGUACCAUUUUCACUUGUUUUUUUGUUUUUUCUUAACCAACUGCACUUUAUCGUUCUUUAGCUGAAUGUCAGAAUUGAGUCCAUUUUGAUAAAGAAGUGAAACCACUGUACAUCGCUUUUCAUACGAGCUUAAAACAGUUCAGAGCUGAAUUUAGGUGAAAUGAUGUCCGUUGAUGGAAGAUCUCUGCUACUUUUUUGGUCAUCAGUUUUCCAGGCCUGGGUCAAAUCUGAACUGUAACGUGGAAUGUUGCAGGAUGUGAUGGAAAGCAGAGCUUCAGUCAGAUUCGGGUUCAGAGUUCUGGGACUGGUUUGAGUUUCCAGUUGACCCGAUUCUUCCUGCUCUGUCAGCCUGUCUAACAUUCAUCUGAUGCUGUUAGGCUCUACAGCUCUGGGAGUUUGAGCUGUGGAGGAACCAGAGCACCAGAACAGGUUUCAUGGUUCAGAGUCAUGAUGAGGUCAGAGGUCAGCUUAGGUCCCACUAACAGGUUCCAGCUUGUCCAGGUAAACAGACAUUAACCACAGCAGCACCAAAGUGUCCUCUGUGUCGCUAUAAACCUUCUGAUUUUACUGUUUUUACCUCUAAUGAGGUAGAAUUACAGGAAGUGUGAUAAUUUGGUUCUGGCCACUUUUAAUCCCAUUUCCACCAAGCUGUUCCAAAUCCUGACCCAGUUAAGAGUCGAUGCUGAAAUGGAACCAGUGACCCACCAGUCUGCUGUUUGCUGGGUAAAAACUGGACGAACUGGUUUAACACUGGACCUGGUUCUCUUGGAAAGGCCUGCCCGGAUGUAAAGCCAUAAAUGACAUAAACACACCCUUUUGGCCUUUAAUAGUGAGCAAACAGCGUAAAGUUCAAAGGUCACCAUGUUUCGUUAACAGUAGGAGGGAAGUCCAAGGCUGGCUGGGCUGCCAGGCGUUAGGGCAGCAACUUAUUUAUAUUUUUACUAACGUGGAUUCCUUCCAUUAAAACAAUCAUUUUUACAGAAUCUCCUCCAGACACAAACAUCACCACCUUCACUCAUCAGCUCUGCUUUUCCUCCUGUUGCACUCAAGACAAUCUGCAGCUCCUCUUCCUGUCAGACUUUCCUCUUCAGCUUUAAAGCUCCGAUCAGAAUCUACACAUUAUGAACAUGAUCAUAUCAUGUCUAAUAAUUAGAACCGGUCAUUUUGCAGGGCGGGAUUAUUAUACAGCUGCAGGAUAAUUUGAAACAACUGCUUUAAAUUAGUUUCCUCUGAUGCAGGCAGAUUAAAAAAAAAUAAAUAUAUAUAUAUAUAUAUAUAUACAUAUACCUACACCGGCAUUAAUAUUUAUUUAAAUGUGGCACCCGGAGUUCCUCACCAGGCUUCCUGCUGGAUGUUCGGGGCCCGUUUCUGGCUAAAUUAGAAACAGUUUGCGGUUUGGAACUGACUGCUGCUGAAUGUAUGUAUAUACUUGAUCCAUAAAUUUAAAGAUGUCCAGAAAUCAUUUAUGAUAAUGAUUGCAGUUAUAGAAUCUUUCAAGUCUAGAUUAAAAGAACAAAAAAAAAAAAACAAGUCAAAUAAAUCGGCUUCAGACUGACAUCACCAUGGAAAAAUAUUGACAUAAAAAAAAUGCUAAGGAUUUUGACUUAAUUAUGGAAUUCUGAGGGGGGAAAGAGUCAGAAUUUUGAAAUUAAAGUUUUUUUAAUUCUUUUUCUCGAGAUUCCAACAUGGUAACACUGCCAUAAACACAUAACACCUGUCAUGGACAUGAAGGAGUCUUCAUGUUUACGACUGUCAACAGUCACAAACAUUGUGACCAUUUUAAUGGACUUUUAAUACAAGUUUUAAUGCAACUUUGCUUUAAAAGUGUCAUUAUUUACCGAAUGACACUUAAUGUUAACAAUCGUAAACAUUCCUUCGUGUUCAUAACAGGUUGUUAAGUCAUGUUUAUGACAGUGUCAUGUCAGUCUUAUGCACACCCCGUCAAAUAAAGUGUCACCUCUAACCUUCUUGGGAUUUUGACUUUUUCUUGGAUUUCUGAUCUUUAUACAGAAUUUUAAGAAAAGAAGUCAAAAUCCUGAAAUUUUAAGUCAGGAUUUAGAUAUUUUUCCCCCUCAUUAUUCUGACUUUAAAAGAUUAAAACUAAAGUCAGAAUUCCGACUUUUUUGUAAAAAAGUCGAAAUUCUGAGAGCUAAGUCCGAUUUUUUUUAAUUUUCAGUGGCUCUAACCUCCUUGUGUACGUUCACAAUACAUUGACUGGAUAAAGAUUUCUGACUUGCAAAGCAGCACCUUCUAACAGAAACAUUUCAUUUGAAGAAAAGUGUGGCGUUUUGUUGCUUUACAAUCUCACUUGCUGACCAACUAUGGAAAAAUAAGCUGAUAGAUUUUGGUUUUCUCCUCCUCAAACCCGAACGUCUCCCAAAAACUCACUGUUCACGCGGCUGCUGAGUCAUGUGUUGUGUACAUAGCGUUAUGAAGAUGAAAAAUUUAUUUUUUAAACAUGUACAUUUUAUGAAAUGUCUGCUGUUUGUUUUUUGUUGUUUUUAUUUGUUUCUUGCUGGUGUGUUUUCUAAAAGAAAAAAAAAAAAAAAAAUCGGCCACAUGAGAGUCAGCAGGAAGUGGAGGAGCGGCCAUGUUUUAGGGCAUUGGCAAUAAGCUAUAGCAUGUGUUGCAGUCAUCUGUACCGAGACGUUUCAUUAGCUUCACUUUUUCUGUCGAUUCCAAACACGCGCAGCUUCUCAGCUGCCGCCGUCAACUUUUAGUUUCGUCGGAGAUUUCCCGACGAACCAAAUGUACAUAGAGUUGUAAAUAUGGUGCUCUCUUUACCUAGAACAUUUUGGUGCAUAGUUGUACAGUAAAACUAGCCUUAUAAUGACCGUAGUAAUCCUGUAUGGAUGUGUUAGUCGCGUGGGCAAAAUGACAGUUCCCUUCAUACCGUCAGGUGUCUGACUGUUGUCUUUACUCAGCUGUUUUCAGGUGAAUGAUGUGCAUGUGUCUCAGUGUUGGAGCAGAAUCAGCCACAGAAAUCCUACUGGACCAAAAGGCAACAAACAGAAAGAAAAAAAAAAAACAUCACUGUAAUAUUCUGUAGUUGAUAACUGUUGUCAGACAAUACAUAUAGCUCUGGUAAUAUCCCAAAAAAUAAAAGUUGAUUUUUGUCUCUUA
Xiphophorus hellerii (green swordtail) is the source of this 5912-nucleotide messenger RNA. RefSeq names its product SNF related kinase a (gene snrka). Gene Ontology annotation, cellular component: cytoplasm. The coding region runs from base 162 to 2723 and encodes 853 amino acids. The transcript is spliced from 8 exons. The record is from RefSeq and is a predicted model, not a curated record. Gene Ontology annotation, molecular function: ATP binding; protein serine/threonine kinase activity. NCBI's taxonomy places the organism in Eukaryota, Metazoa, Chordata, Actinopteri, Cyprinodontiformes, Poeciliidae. Gene Ontology annotation, biological process: protein phosphorylation; intracellular signal transduction.